This is a messenger RNA of Pseudomyrmex gracilis, 3341 nucleotides long. RefSeq names its product TWiK family of potassium channels protein 18-like. The coding region runs from base 1748 to 2956 and encodes 402 amino acids. The record is from RefSeq and is a predicted model, not a curated record. Gene Ontology annotation, biological process: potassium ion transmembrane transport; stabilization of membrane potential. Gene Ontology annotation, molecular function: potassium ion leak channel activity. The transcript has 9 exons. Lineage: Eukaryota; Metazoa; Arthropoda; Insecta; Hymenoptera; Formicidae. Gene Ontology annotation, cellular component: membrane.
UCGUCGAGGCGGGUCGUUUUUCGCACGGUUUGCGUAUGCCGACAAUUAGGCGAUCUACCGUGAAGCCGUCUUCGACCUUUUCGAACCCUUUGCGCAGCGAGGCUUCCUUGUUUGUUCGAAAAUCAUUCGCGCGUAUUAUUGCCAUGCCGAUAAUGAUGUAACGGGAUCGUUGGCCGGAUAUGUUGGAUCCACAAGAGCGACAAUUAACGCGAACACGACUGUGCGCGUGCUGUUGCUCAAGAAAUCGAGGCGCUUGGUGAAGAGCGAGAAACAUUAUCGCGGCGAGAUUGAUGGAGAAGAAGCUCCGCGAAGAUGAUCUCUAAGAAGAAACGAAAGAGUUUUUUUUUUUUUAAACUUAAUGAGGCGGCGGCUUUUUCUCAACACGUGGCGGUUCCUCGUAAUCUCCUGUCUAGUGUACUAGCCGCAUAGACGUGUACGUAUCUAAGUAUAGCUCGCGCAGAAAACGCGCAUAUAAAACGCCCGCGGUAAUCGCCCGUCUCAAUGGAGAUCCGGGGAUUUUAGUGCGCGAAGAGAUACGAGAGCGAGCGUAUUCCGGUCGUCCGCGCGGAUGGGGACUCUUUUUCUCUUCGUAUCGAUCUUUCCGCGCGCAUACGUCAUCGCGUUCUCGCCUACGUUCGCGAGAGAACGUCAUCGGGGACAAACCUCCCGGGUCGAAAUAUAUCGCUCGCGUGUUCUCGAGUGACGAUUCUUCUACGUGUAACUACAGGGGCAGACGAUAAAGGUCACGAAGAUCAAGGAUCUUUUCACAAAAAAACAAGGUGACAUCGCAGACGUUCAAUAGGGUUAUUAUUAUUACGACAAUCACAAUGUCUCUGUGAAAAAAGUCCAAUCUGAAGAAUAUCGCGAAGAAAAAGUCGACGCUUUUGAGUUUAAUUUAAAGGAAAAAAUCGAGGAGUGUUUAAUUCUUCCGUGUGGUACAUUGAUCUCACACCCUUUCGAUUUAUCCCCUUCGCGAACGCUGCCUCGCUUGGAAUUUAAUUAAAACCAAGGAUCGUACGUAUUAUCACGCGGGGGGAAAUCGUCGAUCAUUUUUACUCGGGAUAGUAAACAGUUUCACAAUAGAUUUUGUUAAGCGGCCAAGUGGCUCAAUCCCUGCCCGCGAUGGCGAGCGGGGACAUCGUGUUUUCGAUUCCCCGCGGACCAUGACGGAGUCGAUACCAGAUACUCCGGGCAACCGACCGCUGCGGGAGAAGAGGACCUCGAGAUACGACGUUUUCCAUUAAAUUCGCCCGGCGUAAUUCUCCAUUAGCCCCGGUCAGUGCUCGCACAUAAGAGUUCACGAUCUUCUUACGUGCCGCCCCUCGACCGCGCCGCAUCGCGAUCCGUUAUAUAUGAGCCGUCUCCCGGCUUCGGUAAUAAUACGCGAUAAUCGAUCGGUCUAACCGGUGCGCGUGAACUGUUUUUUAGGUCACCGACCGUAAUUUUAAUAAUUACACUUUAAGGGGCGAGAAUCUUGGGGAAAAAAAUUCCGACGCGUCGACAGCUCGCGAUUUUAUUCGCCUCAAUUAUCCAGCAAAAAGAUGAUAUUGUUGAAUUAAUUUUUCGCGAUUCGCGAGCAGCAAUGUGGGAAUUUUCUCUGUGGAAAAAUUUCGCGGUUGCAUCGGUGCGUUAUUAGGCGACGGGAUUCGUAAAGUGAAACAUAUGCUCGACGAAGCGAAAGCGCGAUGCCCGCGAAUCUGUCCGAAGUGAUCCGGUCGGGGUGAGAGACAUCGUCGUUCUCACGACGAUGGAAACGGACAAGCCCUCGCGAUCGUCGACCAGUCGGAGCCUGCAGCGUGGAAGUUAUCGCGGACGGAGCGGAAGGCGGCGGAAACGCAGACGAAAGCCGUUGGGCGAGCGGAUCUGCGACUGGGUCCGUGCGCUGAUAGCCUUCCUCUUCAGCAACGUCGGCAUCGUGUGUCUGGUGGUGGGCUACACUAUAGCGGGCGCCUUCCUGUUCGCCCACAUCGAGGGCAAGAGGACCAGCCCGAAUGUCGCAGACGACGUCAUUCAACUGAGAAACUUGACGGCCGCCACCCUUUGGGAACUGACCUCGAAGGAAAACGUGUUCUCGGAGAAGAUCUGGAAAGCAAAGGUAAGGGUCGUCCUCGAGAGUUACCAGAAGAAGGUGGUGUCGGCCAUAAAAAAUGGCUACGACGGGGUCGAGGAAAAUAAGUGGACUUUCGCCGGCGCUUUUCUGUAUUCUCUGACUGUGAUAACGACCAUCGGUUACGGCAACAUUUGUCCCAAGACGAAAUGGGGCAAAGUUGCGACUAUAGUGUACGCAAUAAUAGGAAUGCCUCUCUUCCUUCUUUACCUCAGCAAUAUCGGCGACAUUCUAGCCAGAAGCUUCAAAUGGACCUACGCCCGUUGUUGCCUGUGCAAGUGUCGGGGAAGAUCGUACGGUUCGACGAACACCGCGAGAACAUCGGAGAUAUCGAAUGAUCCGGUUGCGAAAAGAAACCGCUGGCAGGUGGUAAACGCGCGCGACGGAGAUGUGGAUGCAUCGAGCCUGGAUCCGGAAGAAACUUCGCCGAGAGACGGCGAAGACGGCAGUGUCGACGAGGGCGACGGUAACGACGAGGACGACGACGAUGAGAGCGACAGCUACGAUCCUCAACACGUGACGGUGCCGUUAACUCUCUGUCUCCUUAUUAUGGUGGGGUAUAUUUGGGGCGGUGCGAUUCUGUUUUCGGAAUGGGAGGACUGGAACAUGCUGGACGGUUCUUAUUUCUGCUUCGUCUCUUUGUCGACCAUCGGCUUCGGGGAUUUCGUCCCAGGCGACAAGAUCUACUCCGGCCAAGGCCUCGAACUGUCUUUCAUCUUCUGCUCCAUGUACCUGAUGCUCGGAAUGGCGCUGAUUGCCAUGUGCUUCAAUCUCAUGCAAGAGGAGGUGAUCGCGAAAAUGCGCUCUCUCAUGCGCAUCAUCAAGUACAUUUUCAGGUGCGAGAGAUGACGAACGAGCUCUCAACGUAAUUCUGCAUCAUCACGAUAAUCGGUCAAGCAACCCCGUACCGGAUGGAUGGCGGCGGCGGCGGCGGCCGCGGUACGAAGACGAUAGAACGACGGUAGAACGUUACCGCUUGCGGCUGCAGCUGCGGCGUCAAUCGGUCGCUGCACCUGCAGCUGCAGCGGCAGCGACGGCGAUCUCUAACCAGCGGACGACGGAACGAUGCAGAACGCCGGCGACUACUACCAAAGAGCGCCGAGAUGCUGUCCGGGUAGAAACGGCGGCAGUAGCAGCAACAACAACAACAACAAUGCGACGGUGCGCGGCACGGAGCUGCUCUGUUGCUGCUGCAGCUGCAGCACCGCCACUUCCACAAAGACCCCGGGGCUGC